AUGUUCUUGUCUCUCUUCCAAGGUUUCAAGGGAAGUUUCACAAUAGAACACUCUUUCAUUCUUUCUUAUUUCAUUCCAUCAUUUUACCACUUUUUUCUAUCAACUUUUCGUUUAGAUAUACAUUUGCAUAUUUAUUUUGUCUGUAAAACACAAUUCCUUUCUUUCUUAACUGUUAGCGCCACAUUUAAUUUCUUCUCUUUCUUUCGAUCGUUUCUUUCUUUGUUUCUUAAUUUAUUUCUUCAAUUUACUAUUUCUUCCUUUCUUUGUUUUUUUGUUUCUUUCGUCAUGGCUAGCAUUCUUUCUUUCGUCAUGGCUAGCAUUCUUUCUUUCGUCAUGGCUAGCAUUCUUUCUUUCGUCAUGGCUAGCAUUCUUUCUUUCGUCAUGGCUAGCAUUCUUUCUUUCGUCAUGGCUAGCAUUCUUUCUUUCGUCAUGGCUAGCAUUCUUUCUUUCUUUCGUUCUUUCGUCAUGGCUAGCAUUCUUUUGGUUUUCCAUUCUUUCUUCCUUCCGUCAUGGCUAGCAUUCUUUCUUCCUUCCGUCAUGGCUAGCAUUCUUUCUUUCGUCAUGGCUAGCAUUCUUUCUUUCGUCAUGGCUAGCAUUCUUUCUUUCGUCAUGGCUAGCAUUCUUUCUUUCGUCAUGGCUAGCAUUCUUUCUUUCGUCAUGGCUAGCAUUCUUUCUUUCGUCAUGGCUAGCAUUCUUUCUUUCGUCAUGGCUAGCAUUCUUUCUUUCGUCAUGGCUAGCAUUCUUUCUUUCGUCAUGGCUAGCAUUCUUUCUUUCGUCAUGGCUAGCAUUCUUUCUUUCGUCAUGGCUAGCAUUCUUUCUUUCGUCAUGGCUAGCAUUCUUUCUUUCUUUCGUUCUUUCGUCAUGGCUAGCAUUCUUUCUUUCUUUCGUUCUUUCGUCAUGGCUAGCACUCCUUUUCUUUCUCUCGUCAUGGCUAGCACUUUUUCUGUCGUUCUUUCGUCAAGGCUAGCAUUCUUUCUUUCUUCCGUCAUGGCUAGCAUUCUUUCUUUCUUCCCAUUCUUUCUUCCUUCCGUCAUGGCUAGCAUUCUUCCUUCCGUCAUGGCUAGCAUUCUUUCUUUCGUCAUGGCUAGCAUUCUUUCUUUCGUCAUGGCUAGCAUUCUUUCUUUCGUCAUGGCUAGCAUUCUUUCUUUCGUCAUGGCUAGCAUUCUUUCUUUCGUCAUGGCUAGCAUUCUUUCUUUCUUUCGUUCUUUCGUCAUGGCUAGCAUUCUUUCUUUCUUUCGUUCUUUCGUCAUGGCUAGCACUCCUUUUCUUUCUCUCGUCAUGGCUAGCACUUUUUCUGUCGUUCUUUCGUCAAGGCUAGCAUUCUUUCUUUCUUCCGUCAUGGCUAGCAUUCUUUCUUUCUUCCCAUUCUUUCUUUCUUCCGUCAUGGCUAGCAUUCUUUCUUUCGUCAUGGCUAGCAUUCUUUCUUUCGUCAUGGCUAGCAUUCUUUUCUUUCCAUUCUUUCUUUCGUCAUGGCUAGCAUUCUUUCUUUUCUUUAAUUUCUUUCGUUGGCUAGCAUUAUUUUUCUUUCUUUCGUUCUUUCCAUUCUUUCUUCCUUCCGUCAUGGCUAGCAUUCUUUCUUUCUUCCCAUUCUUUUCUUUCGUCAUGGCUAGCAUUCUUUCUUUCGUCAUGGCUAGCAUUCUUUCUUUCGUCAUGGCUAGCAUUCUUUCUUUCGUCAUGGCUAGCAUUCUUUCUUUCCAUUCUUUUCUUUCUUUCGUUCUUUUCGUCAUGGCUAGCACUCCUUUUCUUUCUCUCGUCAUGGCUAGCACUUUUUCUGUCGUUCUUUCGUCAAGGCUAGCAUUCUUUCUUUCUUCCCACUCUUUCUUUUUUUCUUUCUUUCUUUCUUUUGUCAUGGCUAGCAAUCUUUCUUUCUUUCUUUCUUUUGUCAUGGCUAGCAUUCUUUCUUUUUUUCUUUCUUUCGUUCUUUCGUCAUGGCUAGCAAUCUUUCUUUCUUUUUCUUUCUUUCUUUCUUCCGUCAAGGCUAGCAUUCUUUCUUUUUUUCUUUCUUUCGUCAUGGCUAGCAAUCUUUCUUUCUUUUUGUCAUGGCUAGCAAUCUUUCUUUCUUUCGUACAUCUAUUAAAUCCAUCACAUUCUUCUAAUUAUUCAUUACCUUCUUUCUUUCUUUCUUUCUUUUCAAACUCAUUAUUGCAUUUAUUUAUUUCUCUAUUUAUUUAUUUAUCUUUUAACAUUUUUAUUUAUUUCAUUUUUUUGCUUUCAUCACUGGUAAUACUUUUCUUUGUUUCCUCCUCUCCUUCGAUGACCUUCUUUCUUUCUUUCUUUCUUUUUUUCUUUCUGAAUUUAUCAUAA
Messenger RNA from Acanthosepion pharaonis, 2304 nucleotides. The record is from the annotation of a GenBank genome assembly. Lineage: Eukaryota; Metazoa; Mollusca; Cephalopoda; Sepiida; Sepiidae.